Molecule: messenger RNA, 1389 nt
Organism: Peniophora sp. CBMAI 1063
Lineage: Eukaryota; Fungi; Basidiomycota; Agaricomycetes; Russulales; Peniophoraceae
Source: the annotation of a GenBank genome assembly
AUGCCCACUAUUGUCAUUGGCGACUUCUCCUUCCCUCUUGAGAUGCUAGUCGGCGGGAAGAAGGAGUCUAAACCCAGUUUCCUGGAGAAAUGGGAUUUGGAUUUUCAGCAGUUUUGCAACUCCUACAUCCCGGACGACACGCAGAUGUUGGAUGACGGUGUUGAUGCGGCGGGCGGUGAUGGCUACACGGCGGGCACGGGGAUCACGAACGAGGAACUCGCUCAGCUCCAGUUGGAUAUCCACGCCGCACCUAAGAAGUAUCACAGGGCGUCGGUAACGCGUAUGACUGAAGCGAACAAGGUCAAAAAAGCCGGGCCUGUCCGUGUCAAACAUGCGCCCGAAGACGCGUUCUUCUCUGCGCUCGACGGCACAGGAGUCGAUGGCAAGAUUUGGGGUUCUUCUCUCUCAAAGAGCCCCUCUCGGUCUUUCCGAGACCAGUUUGGGCUGCUCGCCGACGCCUUGGACCUCAACCCCGUCCAUCCUGUCCCCGCGCCAGCCCCGGCUGCGAAGUCUGCAAUCAAACCAGGCUGCACGACCACUUGGCCGCUUUUCAACACGUCCCACGCCCAUUCCGAAGUAUCCGAGGCAUUCAUGGACUGGACCCCGGUGGAGACAGCCUUCGGGCAGGGCGCGGGCUUGUCUUCAUCUUCGGGCUCUUCGUCUAUCCAGCAGCAGCCAAUCAACAACACUUUCAGCGGGAAUGCCUCUCCGGAGACCACUGCGCCAUACGACAUCAUACACAGCCCGGCAUCCAUCGGCGGAGAGACCGCGACGAACACGCAGACUCAGAGUACGAUGUCAUGGGCACAGGAGGCAGCGAUUCGCAACAUCCUCCCGUCUGAAUUACGCGUGCUUCCCACCGAACGCAGGGAAGGUGUCGCCCGCGCCGAAUCCGACGACAACACGCUUCAAUCCCGCGUCGAAGAUCUCAUCGCCAAGGGGGGGCUGUUGCCGGACCAGCACGACGACUGGCUCGGCAUCGUUCGCAAGAAUAAUGACGAUGACAGGCUCCAUCGUCACACCGCGUUCGAGGUCCAGUUGCCUAUCGAUGUCCAGAUCAGCCUCGAGCGCCUUCGUUACGCUAUUUACCGAUAUAAGAAGUUCAGGGUCCCUUUGAUCGCUUAUUUCUCCCCGAGCGGAGAGAAGAACGUCUUCAGGUGCCCGAUCUGCACCGACGAGAUCAGGGGGCUUCGGUCGUUCAUGCGCCACAUCGAGAGCACCAAACACCUCAGCAUCAUCUACCUCUGCAACCACGAGCCGUGCGCGACGAACAAACAGUCGUGUCGGGUUAUUGAUUUCCGCGCGUCGGGUUUAAAUAAGCACUUGAAGGAGGCACAUAGGGUGGGCUCUAUCCUCAAGAAGGACAAGAGGAUGAGCGCUGAGGCCUGA